CCCGCUCCCAGGCCCUGAGGGAAAUAGCGAGGGCGUAUGUCUGGCUUCUGCUGGCCGUUGGCCCCCUCAGACGGUGCCCUGGCAGAGCUCUCCUCGAGGCCCGUCGCCUCCCCUCCUCCCCGGCUCUGACAACAAUAGUCUAGCGUAGAGCCGGGGAGAUGGGAAGAAGUCCUUCCGCGUGGCACCCCCAGGGCCUCCGGCUGGUCUGGAGUCGGCCCGCCCCGAGGGGCGUGAGGAGGGGGCGGGGCUGAGGACUUAGGACUGGGGCCCAGAGACCGCCUCCUGCCGAGCCCGAGCAGGCAGCCCAGUCUGGUGCUGAGAGAGCCAUGACCGCGCUACUGGGGCUCUGGCCCGAGAUGCAGGAUACCUGCACCUCGCUGGGGCUGAUGCUGUCGAUCGUGCUGUUCAUGGGGCUAGCCCGGGUGGUCACCCGGCAGCAGCUGAACGGGCCCAUGGCCCACGCCUUCGUCUUGGAGUUUCUGGCCACCUUCCAGCUCUGCUUCUGCACUCAUGAGUUACAACUGCUGAGUGAGCAGGAACCCCUGCACCCCACCUGGCCGCUGACGCUAAUCUACUUCUUCUCAAUGGUGCAUGGCCUGACUCUGGUGGGCACCUCCAGCAACCCAUGCGGCGUGAUGAUGCAGAUGAUGCUGGGGGGAAUGUCCGCUGAGACGGGUGCGAUUAGACUGUUAGCUCAGCUGAUUGGUGCCCUGUGCAGCAGGUACUGCAUGGGCGCCCUGUGGAGCCUGGGGCUGACCAAGUAUCACGUCAGCGAGAGGAGCUUCGCUUGCAGGAAUCCCAUUCAAGUGGACUUGCCCAAAGCGGUCAUCAUAGAGGCUGUCUGCUCCUUUAUUUUCCACAGCGCUUUGCUGCACUUCCAGGAGGUCCGAACCAAGCUUCGUAUCCACCUGCUGUCAGCACUCAUCACCUUUUUGGUUUAUGCAGGAGGAAGUCUAACAGGAGCUGUAUUUAAUCCAACUUUGGCACUUUCACUGCAUUUCAAGUGUUUUGAUGAAGCAUUCCUUCAAUUUUUUAUAGUAUAUUGGCUGUCUCCUUCUUUAGGUAUAUUGCUGAUGAUUUUGAUGUUCAAUUUUUUCCUUCCAUGGCUGUAUGACAACCACACAACUAAUAAAAAGGAGUAACUAUUCUAAAAGACUCAGCCUAAAUUACAGGACAGUCAAGCUCGAUGUGAUAAAGAUUUUAUCACCUAAUAUUCAACACUGGUUGCAUUGGAUUCAUCAAUAUUAUCUUCCUUUGAAGAAGCUGCCUUAGAGCUUUCAUCACUGGAACUUAAAAAAAAAAUUACUGUGAAAA
Bubalus bubalis (water buffalo) is the source of this 1314-nucleotide messenger RNA. It is a transcript of the gene AQP11, whose product is annotated as aquaporin 11. The record is from RefSeq and is a predicted model, not a curated record. Gene Ontology annotation, biological process: transmembrane transport. The transcript has 3 exons. The coding region runs from base 327 to 1142 and encodes 271 amino acids. Lineage: Eukaryota; Metazoa; Chordata; Mammalia; Artiodactyla; Bovidae. Gene Ontology annotation, cellular component: membrane; cytoplasm. Gene Ontology annotation, molecular function: channel activity.